AUGGAGGAAAAUGCCUACCAGCUGCUCGGCCUGGAGCAGGGCCCAACGGCGACGGAGGCGGAGAUAAAAAAGGCCUACCGCAAGCUGGCGCUGGUCAAGCACCCAGACAAGAACCCGGACAACCCGGCGGCGGCCGAUGAGUUUGCGGUGCUGCAGAAAGCUUACGACCUUCUCACCGACAAGGAGGCCCGCGCCGCGCUCGAC
Molecule: messenger RNA, 204 nt
Organism: Chlorella variabilis
Lineage: Eukaryota; Viridiplantae; Chlorophyta; Trebouxiophyceae; Chlorellales; Chlorellaceae
Exons: 2
Source: RefSeq, a predicted model, not a curated record